Molecule: messenger RNA, 828 nt
Organism: Soboliphyme baturini
Lineage: Eukaryota; Metazoa; Nematoda; Enoplea; Dioctophymatida; Soboliphymatidae
Source: the annotation of a GenBank genome assembly
AUGGCCAAGGUGGCCUUGAAGUUGCAGGUGAUCUUCGAGAUUCUGGCAUCGACGUUUUGCGUCGUAGUGACCGGCGUCCAGUUGGGUGUCCUCGACUACUAUUUCGUGUUCUAUUUGAAGAACGACCUAUGGCUGUUGUGGAUCAUCCUGGACGCGGUGGUGGUCAGCGUUCUGUGCGAGGACGAGUCGAACAUACGGUACGCUUUCGUCGCCUGGCUGGUCUAUUCGGUGAUCCUGUCGGCCAAGAUCUGCGUCAUCAUCCUGCUGGUCGAGCCGGUGAUCUCGAAGCACGAACUGCUCGGACCAAACUCGCUCAAGUUCGUGCUGUCGUUGUCGGCGUUGAUCUACCUGCUGCUGGUGCUCAGCCACCACUUCAACCGCAUCGACGGGCCUCGCCAGAUCUACCUGAGCUACCUGGCCAGCAGCAUCACCCUGGACAUCAUGGACAGCGUACUGUUCUUGCAGCUGCUGAUUGACAAGCACCGCAACCUGGCCAUCAACCGCAACUUCUCGUUACAGAUGUUCAUUCUGGCGCUGGCCUGCUUCAACUUCAUCCUGCCCAUGUUCAGUCUGUUCAAGUUACGCUACCGUAUCGGCCUGCCGCGCUGGGUGCCGCUACCGUACGAGAAGGUCUAUUCGCUGUUCUAUUUCCUGACCGUCAACCUGCCGUACCUGAUCAUUCGCGCCCGUGUCUACAGCUCCGCAGAGGUGUCCAAUGACGCCUACUUCUUCAUCAUCAAAAAUGUGGUCAUGGUCAUCGUCGGCAUUCGUGAACUGUGGGUCUCGUUCAUCCUUCGCAAGAGUACGGUUCACAGCGUCGAUGAGUAG